AAGGCAAUCAGAAUGGGGGACAAGACAAAAGAGAAAGAUCUUCGUCAAUAUGAAGUCUCUGACUCUGAGCACUCUCUUCAUCCUUGCAGUAGCAUAUUCAUUGAUGGUUCAGGCAACUCACCAAGAGUGUAAAUGUGGAAAUUUAGGACCAGGUACAAAUCCUUGCACCUGUACCGAUUCCGUUGUGACAGCUGCAAAAUUACCAGAACCAACGUAUUAUGUAUCACCGCAAGACAUUAACGAUGCGGCAGCUGCACGUAACAGUCAAAAUAGUCAGUCUGAUUCGCAAAGUAUUUCUACUCCUGUUACAUACACCAUCAGUGAGAGUGAUUCUACGAUACGUAGUAGCAGCGGUUCUUCUCUAUUGCCUGUUCCUCAAACAGACGUUAUACCUGUUCCUUCUGAAAGUUCAAGCAGAAGUAACUCCGGCUGUGGUUGUGCCAAACAAACAUCAGAAACACAAACUGGUGAUUCAAUAAUUCCAACCAGUAAUAGUGGCAAAAUUGUACCCAGUUUUCCACCAAUUGGCGAUUUAUGUUACCCGCUUCCAGUCGACCCCCGCAGUGGAAAACUACUACUGAUAGAGAAAACAAAAGUAACUCCAGCUUAUCCUGGUAAAAUCAUAUGCAGCAGCUGUACUAACCCAUCACCCAACCAACUUCCUUAUGAGAUUUGUAUGAACGUGCUCACUGGCGAGACUACAACCAGAAUAAUCGAAACCGGCACUUUGGGUACAACAAGUGGAUCCAGUCCAACGAUAUUUGCAAAACCAAAUUCUCCUGUACCUGGUAUAUCAACAUCUGGAGGAAAUGGAGUUACUACUGGUACACUACCUGGGGCACCUACCGCAAACAGAUUAGGAUUGUUUGGAAAUUUGUAUCCUAAAACAUAUAGUGGAUCCAGGCCAAGUUUGCUCCCAAAUAUAAAUUUGGGAACAUUUAGUAGAUCAAGGUCAAGGAUGUAUGGACAUCCACACUUUGGAUUAAGCCAACCCAGCUUCGGAAUGUACAAUAUACCUCCAGCACGUGCUAUUGGACAAAAACAAUUCUCUAUAACUGGCAGCACUUCAAAUUGUUUUGAUGAUGACACAGAUGAAACUGUAGUAGAUCAUUCGUAUCCGGAGAUGCCAGCAGACGCAGUCUCUCUUACUCUCGCGUACAAAAACCUUCGCGCUCCAAAUGUAAUUUAUAGACAAGGAAAACAAUUUAUACCGGAAGAUAAAUUAUCGUUUGGUCAUCGAACGGUGCCAAAUGAAUCGAAAAAUGACAAGAAGACUCUUGAUAUUCCGGAAGAGAAACUUGUGAUGGUUGAGAAACCUGUCGUAGAAUUAAAACUAGCGCCCCCGAGAACUGUGGUUAUUGGUUCAUACGAUGAACAAGAAGAAGCGAAACUCGCGGAACUUGAAGCGAUUGAACGUGAAAGUAUAACGCAAGAAGAAUCUGCAGAUCAAAUGUCAGAGAGCCUUCUCACUUAUAAAGAUCUGGGUUACGCACCUGUGGGUUCAGUAUAUAUGAAAUCAAGAAAACACAAUCAUGGAAUAAUCAAUGGAGAAAUUAAUGAUAGUGCAGAAGAACCAUGUGGUCCCUUAGGUCCACCAAUACCAGAUUAUAUUCCAGGCAAAGUCAUAGUUCAGGAAACGGUCAUCGAAGAUAAUUUUGGAAAUCCUGGAAAUAUCGAGAUACAUCCAACAAAUCCUCCGUGUCCACAAUGAUUGAUUAAACAAUAAAAUAGUCAAUUCUUUUGGUUGUAGACCAUUAGAAAUCGUUAUCCUGUACAUAUUUUUUGAGAAAUAAAACGUUUUCAAUGAAA
Hylaeus anthracinus is the source of this 1809-nucleotide messenger RNA. RefSeq lists its product as uncharacterized. NCBI's taxonomy places the organism in Eukaryota, Metazoa, Arthropoda, Insecta, Hymenoptera, Colletidae. The coding region runs from base 50 to 1711 and encodes 553 amino acids. The record is from RefSeq and is a predicted model, not a curated record. The transcript has 5 exons.